This is a messenger RNA of Haplochromis burtoni (Burton's mouthbrooder), 2788 nucleotides long. RefSeq names its product centromere protein H (gene cenph). NCBI's taxonomy places the organism in Eukaryota, Metazoa, Chordata, Actinopteri, Cichliformes, Cichlidae. The coding region runs from base 1933 to 2739 and encodes 268 amino acids. The record is from RefSeq and is a predicted model, not a curated record. Gene Ontology annotation, cellular component: kinetochore; nucleus. Gene Ontology annotation, biological process: chromosome segregation; mitotic spindle organization; kinetochore assembly. The transcript has 10 exons. Gene Ontology annotation, molecular function: kinetochore binding.
UUGUAAACCGAAGUAGUUUUAACGCUAAGUUAUAACCAGCUGAAAACACGUUAAAUGACGUUAUAUGAAAAUAAUGCAUGUGUUUACUCUCCUGUGUAGUGACUCGGGUGCUUGUUCUUAGUUUGAGGAUUCACUUUAUUUUUCUGUAACGGUACACUCACCGGGCACUUCAUUGGGUAAACGUUGCUAGCACUAGGUUCGACCCCCAGAACUGCCUUCCUUAUUCAUGGUCUAUGUUGGCACGAUAGCAUCACACAGUUGCUGCAGAUUUGCAGCAGUUGCACAUUCAUAAUGAGUAUCUCCAAGUCCAGUUCAUCCCAGAUUUGGUGUAUUAGAUUGAGAUCUGGCGCCUGAGGAAAGCGGACUCACUAUCUUAGCCAAGAAGCCAGUUUGAGAUAAUGUGAGAUUUGUGACAUUGUGUAAUGAUACUGUUCUUAAUAGCAGUCAUAAGUUGGAUUCAGUGUAGUUAUAAAAGGAUUGACUUGGUUAGGAACAAUACUCAGGAACGCUGUGGUAUUUAAUUGAUUUUCAGCUAAGAGACCCAAAGUGUACAAAGAAUCUCUAACAGGCCAUUACACCACAGACAACAGCCUGAACCAUUGAAACAAGCCAGUAUGGAUGCUUUAAUGUAAUUUACACCAAAUCAUGACCUUACCAUCUGAAAUUUAGAACAGAAGUCAACAUUCAUUAGACCAGUAAUUUUUUUUUUUUUUUUUGCCAAUAUUCUGUUGUCAUGUGCUUGUGCAAACUGUAGCCUUAGUUUCCUGUUUUUAGUUGACAGGAGUGGCCCCCAUUGUGGCCUUCUGCUGCUGUAGUAAAUCUGUUUCAUGUAGAGCAUUCAGAGAUGCUCUUCUGCAUACCUUGGUUGUAACGAGUGAUUAUUACCUGGUCAUUCUACCCUUCCUCUGACAUUAACACUGUGUUUUACCCCAGAACACUGCCAUUGACUGGACAGUUUCUGUUUCAGAUCAUUCUCUAUAAACACUAGAGAUGGUUGUGUGGGGAAAUCCUAGUAGAUCUCCAGUAUCUAAACUACUCAGACCAGCCCAUCUAACACCAACAAUCGUGCCAUGUUUAAAGUAAUGUCAAUCAGCUUUCUUCUUCAUUCUGAUUUUAAGUUUGAAUUUCAGCAAGUCAGCUUGACCAUCUCUGUAUGCUUAAAUGCAUUGAGCUGAGAGUUUUUUCUCGUCCUGAGACUCACUGUUCAAAACAUAUUAGUUUUCUGAAGACAUGACCUUUUCAUACAUUUACAUCUUUUUUUAGUUCUUAAUUUUUUAAUGACUGGGCUAUUACGUGUAAAAAUGUAAUAGCCAAACUUAAUUCUUUAAAAAGAAAGAUUAAACACAUUGGGAUGUUGUCACACACACAGUUAUAUGAGUGUAAUGCACAGUGAAAUGCUUAUAUAUCAGGUCCUAGUGGAAGACAUAAAUAGAGAAGAAUCACUGAACUCAUUUAAUGGUUGGUUAACAUUAUGAACUAGUAGUUCAGCUAUAGGCCAAUUAUCCAGAAGUCGGUUAAUAUGUUGUGGGCAAGGGUGGGCUUUGUUUCUUUUAAAACGUUAAAAUGAGCAUUAAAGAGAGUGAAACCAACUCCCACUGUAUGAGCCUUGCUGAUGGUGCAUGAGUAGAAGACGAAACCCGUCUUGAUGUGGACGGUUCUCCUGCUUGUCUUCAGUUUUACCCUCCUGUCCGACAGGUGGCGGUACUGAACUUGUAGGCUGGUUUGCUAAUCCCUGACAAAGAAAAACAAUAACAAUUUAACGCGGUGACAAAAGUGAUUACCUAUUGCGCAUUUUCUUGCUAAUUAACAACCGUAUUUCACACAGAUGAAAGCUUGUGAAGAGUUGUAACUCGCCGUUACACUGAGCGACUGACGUUAACUAGCAAGUGUAACGCCGAAGCUAACAGAGGUUCAGCAGACGGUGCUUAUUUGAUGUCAUUUGGACUUGAAGCAUCAUCAAUUCCGUUCAGAGAGGAAUCUUCACUCAGUUUUUUUUUUUGUUUUUUUGUUUUUUUUUGGGUGAUGGAGUCAUCUGACAGCCAGGGGAAUCUCAAUCACAUGGUGGGGACUAUGGAGCCAAAUGAUGUUCCUGCUGCUGAAGGUGCCACCGGACAGAAAGACACGUCACCUGUAGACAUGCUGAGAAUAAAGCAACAGAUGUCCAACCAGUGCUUUGAGAUGGCAGUACAGCUCAACGCAGAAAAAAAUAAAAGGUCAUGCAGCACAUCUGAAGCAGAGAGAGACUUGCCAGAAUAUAUCGGUGAGCUUGAAAGGGUGAAGACGCUUCAUUUUAACAGCACACUGACCCUGCACAGAAUGCAGAUGUGGCACGCUAUCGGAGAAAAGCUGAACUGGAGUGACUCUGAAGCAGAUGCUCUGAAAGCCAUAAGUGACCGCUGCAUGGGUCUUUGUUCACACAUAAAACACCUUCAACAGGAGUCCAAAAAACUUCAAGAUGAGGUUACAGAAAUACAGAAGAACAGACUUGAGAUGAAACGGCUCACGCAUGAGAAGAUCAAACACAUGGAGGAGUCUUCAAAGAAAGAGUAUCCAGACAUGGAAAAGUACAAAGCUGCGUUGGAGAAAGGCCAAGCAAACCUGGAAAAAUAUAAAAAGAUGGCCAUCAUGACCCAAAAUGUCCUCAGGGGCAUUCUCUUGGCCUGUAAAGUCAACUGGCUUGAUGAUCCCAAACUUCGAGACAUCGCCAUGACACUCGAGGAGUUUCCCAUCUCUGAGUAAAGUGUGUGUGUGUGUGUGUGUGUGUGUGUGUGUGUGUGUGUGUGUGUGU